UGUUGAUCGGGUGCAAUGCACCGAGUGUACACGAAAUGAAAGAGGUAAGAACUGGAAAGCCGAAUGAACCAUUCGCCGUGAAGACUCUGUUAGGUUGGACGCUGUUCGGUUCCUAUGGGGAACCCUGUAAAAGCAAUCGUGUACUCAAUCACCUCUCAGCUAAAGAGGAAUUAGAGGAUAAGUUUGAACAAUCGUAUUCAACUGAAUUCAAAGACCGACUUAGUCGUACUUCAUCGAUGUCUGUGGAGGAUCGUAUAGCAUCAUCAGAAUCUGCAUAUGGUGUCGCGGGGUAUACUCGUUCCGAAGAUGUCUCUCAUCAAGUUCAUUGUUCGUUUUUAUUAACUAAGUAUAAGGUUGUUAAGCCAAAAACUGAAGCAUCAUCUGCUAAUAAAUCCAAAUCAACUCUAAGAAAGCUUAAGGAAAAGGACAUCAAACUGAAAGUGAAGACUACGGAAAAGCCGAAGACCACUGUAACGAAGAAGCCAGUAACUAAGACCCUGAAGAAGCAGGUAGCACAUAUUCGCCGUGGUAUCGAGGAUGGUGUUGAGAAAGGCGCCCUUGUACGAGUUGUGAACAAGAGUAAGGGUGCAUCUGGUAGUUCUAUAGGAUCCAAUGCUAUUCUUAGACAGAUCAUGUGUAGUUGGAAUCAGAAUAAGACAGUAAAUGCCCUUUUAGAGAGAGGUUGUGAAUGGCGCUUUAAACUUCCGAGGUCUAGUCAACGAGACGGUGUAUGGGGACGCAUCAUAAAGUCGAUAAGAAGAAUUCUGCGAUCACUAUUGUUUCGGAAGGUAUUGAUGGAUGAGUCUUCGAGAGACUUAGUGUUAUUAAACAAUGUUGGCUCACUGAGAAGUCUAUGGUCCAAAGCUAUUGUCGAACAAGUAAGCUAUGGCUUUGACGGACGAGUUCGUACGGCAAAAUUGAGAACCUCAAACGAAGAAACUGCUCGGGACGUACGACGAUUAUGUCUACUAGAAGGAGCCAGCUGUCUGACGGCGACGACGACCCUGGACAACGGACGUGGUGCGCGUUUCGGGGGGAGUGUAAAAUGUGAUUGAUAGACGAACCCACCAAUAAUAAGGGAAACGCCCACCACCACAUCAACUCCUUUUGACCUUGUACGACUGUAUCUCUUUAUUAACCAAUCACAGUUUAAUGUUCAUUGUAAAACAAUAUUGGCUUGUUGACUCAUUUUUCCUAUUCUCUAGCUACUGUUCGGUAUGUUAUUUGUCUCUGUUUCUCUCUGUAUUAAUAGACCGUACUGUUUGUUUGUACGCUAAUGAUGUUAAUUUAUGUUUUAGAAACAGAUAAAGUUUAUAUAGCCA
Messenger RNA from Schistosoma haematobium, 1322 nucleotides. RefSeq lists its product as uncharacterized. Bases 36 to 1055 code for a protein of 339 amino acids. The transcript has a single exon. The record is from RefSeq and is a predicted model, not a curated record. Lineage: Eukaryota; Metazoa; Platyhelminthes; Trematoda; Strigeidida; Schistosomatidae.